Molecule: messenger RNA, 5722 nt
Organism: Maylandia zebra (zebra mbuna)
Lineage: Eukaryota; Metazoa; Chordata; Actinopteri; Cichliformes; Cichlidae
Gene: tdrd12
Product: tudor domain containing 12
Biological process (GO): germ-line stem cell division
Molecular function (GO): metal ion binding
Source: RefSeq, a predicted model, not a curated record
UAGCGCCCUCUACCGGUCAGACUCGGCACUGACCCCUCCGUCUGCCUUUCUUCGCGCCUUACACUCGCUGCUGCUUUCGCCCACAAACAGUGUCGCUGCUUUCGGACUGACGAAAUAAAGAAAUGGUGAAAAUAUCUGUUCUGAAGGUGGAGAACCCAUCGUGUCUCUGGGGUGCCAUUUUGGGUCUCAGCGGCGAUGUGGAGACUUCAGAACAUUACAAAAAGCUACAUUUUCAGAUGAACCUCUUCUACCGCGACACCACGCAGGACGUGUGCACGCUAAAGCCUGCGUCGUUGGAGGAAGGACGGGUGUAUGUGGUGUACUGGGCGGUAAAGAAGUCGUGGUUUCGGGCCGUGGUGGAGUCGAUCUUCGUGGACUCGGUUUCCUGUCAAGCUUGUUGCUUUCUGGUCGACCACGGAGAGAAAGUCGUCGUCCCCUCAGAGCAGAUCCGGGUGGCAAUGGAAAACUUCCUUCAGCUGCCUUUCUGGGUGCAAAAGUUCCACCUGGCGGGAAUCAAACCAACAACCCUGCGAGUGUCUCUGCUUGAGGAGAAGGCAGAGCUCAAACCGUCAGCUCGGUGGGACAGCUCUGCCACGCUCUUCCUGCACAAGCUGCUGCAAGCAUCGACCCUAAAGGAGGCCGUGCUGCUUGAACCUGAGUCAGACUCUACCCCUAUCAAGCUUUACGUGACUGUUGGUGACAUCAAGAUCUGUGUGAAUGAUGACUUGGUGGCGAAGAGGUUUGCCUACUACAGCACAAAAUCAGGCGACGGCCUGGAGGAGGGAGACCGACUUCCUGUGAUGCUGUCCUACAGCAUCUUAACCCAGAGCGUCUCCCCCAAGCCGACAGCACAAACCCAACCGCCUCCCGAUCAGCAGAGUCUGGUUGAAGCUGGGGGGGCAGCUGAUUGGCUUACAGCUCCUUCCCUGCUUCCUCAGAUUGUACAACACAAGCUGGUGAAGGCUGGAGGUGAACAUCGGUCAGUGGUCACAAAACAACAGCUGUCUCCAAACAGCCAGUCAGGGAGCGGCUCAGACGCAGCUGAGAGCAGCUCGUCAGACGACGCAGACUCGUCUCUGGCUGCAGCCCUCACAAAAAACCAUCAGCUGUUCAGGUUUCUACAGUUUAUGAAGCCGGGCAGCAGUUCCGAGCUGGCAGCUCCCCAGGAAGCUGAGGUGUUGCCUCUGAUGAGCAGUGAGAAACCAGGAGCUGAGAAUCUUCAGAGCUGUCAGGCUGAAUCUUUGGUGGAUGAAGAGGCAAGCAGCUCCAGCACAUCUGUCGCCUCGGCUCCAGCAGAGGAGACCCAGCGCAGUGAGAAGGACUGGGCCUGUGCACGCCUGUUGGAGUUGUUGAAUCCACAGGCUCUGAACCCCGAUCCCGACGCCCAAGACGCUGUGGUUUCUCCCCUCGACCCCUGCCGGAGUGGGAUUCUGGUGCACGCUACCUCCCCAGCAGAGCCGUGGAUCAGUGUGAAUGACCCCGCCAUCGCAGACACCCUCUGCUGGGUGCAGCGGAAGCAGUACAGCACCUUGUCUCCAGCUGACUGUUACAGCUGGCCAGCUGUGGCUCGAGGAUACCAUACCCUUGUUAUCUCCAGCAGCGCAGACCAGCCGCUCAGCUACCUUACCCCACUCCUUACCCACAUCAUGCUGAACUCCAUCUUCACUUCCCACACCUCCAGCUCAGGGCCCAUAGCUGUGCUGCUGUGUCCCGGUUGGGAGAAGGUCCAAGCUGUAUAUGACCUCCUGGGGGUGAGUAAGGUCUCCCAAAAGCUCUACCCCACAACUGUGCUGCUGGGCAUCAACAAGGACGAGGCUAAGAGUGUCAAGAUCCCCAAAAACUGCCUGCUGUUGGUGACCACUCCUUUCAGUCUGGUCCGUCUGCUGUCCUGCCACUGCUUCCUCUUCCUGCGGCUGUGCCACCUGGUGCUGGACGAAGCUGACCAGCUCUUCAGUCUGGCUCCAGAUGAGAUGACGACCAUCUUGCAGCACUUCCAGGUCACCUCUGACAAGGAAAGUGAUUCCUGUCCUCCACAGCUGAUUGUUGUAGCCAAAAGAUGGACAAAUCACAUGGAGGGUUUGUUAUCCACUUACAUGCCAUGCCCCAGCAUCGUCAUAAGCGUUCCUGAGGAAGCCGCUCUCUAUGGUAACGUUCAGCAGGUCAUCCUCAUGACUCUGGAUAUCAGUAAGAUCUCAGUCCUGUUGGGAACGCUUGGCUUCAGCCCCGACGUCGGCCAGAAGACGCUGAUCGUAGCAAACUCCUUUCAGGAGGUCGAAGAUGUGUUCAAGGCUGUGAGCACCAGGUCAGUUUUCUGCCUCAAGAUCCACGAGGGGUUAACUCACGACAUGGACUUUGUGCUCGAGCAGUGGAAGAAGGACAUCGGCCCCGGCACUCACGUUGUUCUCGUAACCACCGACGAUUGUCUCAAGGGUCUGGAUAUCAGAGAUGCGACCUGCAUCGUCCAUUACAGUUUCCCCUCCUCUCCUAAGCUCUUUGGCAGCCGACUCUUCUGCAUGGCUGAAAACUUCAGGAACUUCUCAAAACGAGAUCAAACGAGGAGCAGCUCAGCCGUCACCAGGUCGGUGCUGCUGAUCUCAGAAAGGAACGCCCGCCACGUCAUUGGGAUUCUGCGCUACCUGGAAAGGGCAAAUGCCCUGCUGCCCCCCGAGCUGCUGACCUUCGCACAGGGGGUACAAAUGGCACGCGAGGACCAGAAAACAGACCGCCCCCUCUGCAGAUACCUGAAGAGUUUUGGCGUGUGCAGAAACAAUGGCAUUUGUCCUGAACGCCACCGCUUCGUCUCACAGCUGGAUCAGUCCAAACUGCCGGCAUCUGGAGACAUAGAAGUUGUACCGCUCUACAUAAAGACAGCGUCAGUCUUCUACGGCCGUAUCGUCGAGGAGGAGGACGGGGGCUUUGAGAAAAUGGCCUCUGAGAUGGCUUCGUACUACGCAGAGAAGAAGCUUGGAGCCAAGAAGCUGCUGGAAGGAGGACUGUACGCUGUGCAGGAGGACGAUGUCUUCCACAGGGUGAAGCUCCUCUCUGUGCCCGACAGAGGCGGCCGGCUGUUUUUCAGCGUAGUUGCUUGCUUCAUUGACAUGGGAAAGGAGGAGGAGGUGAAAUCCUAUCAGAUCCUCGAGCUGCCGGAGCAGUUUCACUCUCUGCCUGGACAGGCCGUAGAGAUCGUUGUCUGCCGGGUCAAACCAAUUGAUUCUGAGAUCAGCUGGCACCCCAAGGUUACCAGAGCCAUCAGCCAGAAGAUCCGCGGACUUCAGCAUCGAGCUACAGUAGUUCUCAGCCUGGGAAACACAGUUUUUGUUGAUCCAAUGGUUCGGGUCACCCAGAUUCCAGGAAUGAAAACUGUCAUCAAUGAAUACAACGUCCAGGCGGAGAUCCUGAAGACCCGGAUGGGAAUCAGGAACCCGGAGCAUGUGGACCUGCUGAGGGCGCUGUGUGAGGAGAACAGCAGCAGCAAGGAUGAAGGUCACAUGUCCAGGCUUGGAGAUAAUAUUACAUCUCUGAAGGAUGUCAGGAUUACAGCUGAGGAAGAAGUUCUGGCCAACAACCUCAAGGCUCCAGACCUUUCUCCACUAGAGCCAAUGAGGUCAGGAAACCAGUCCCUGGUCCCAGCACCUACAGACCACCUGGUCCCAGUGUGUGAUCAGAACUCCCAGUCAGAGAGUGAGGGUGGUUUUGGACAAAGAAGCACUGAUAAGAAGCCAGCUGAGCAGAUGGAGAGCACCAGAGCUGGAGACGUUUUCCCAUCAACCAGCUACACUGCUGCUCUGAACCUGCAUGAAGAAGGUGUGCAGGAAGGUGCUGGUCAAAGCAGUAGGCAGCAGGUCAUCAGCACAGGCUCUGAUGAUGCAUCACAAAGUUUCCACCCUCUGAUCCGCUGGUUCCAGACGCCCGACGCUGCGAUUGUCACCGUGAAGCUGGCAAACCCGGAGAAGCAGCGCUGCGACUUCUGCUCGGACAGAGUCAUUUAUAGUGGCAGCGUGAACGGUCGGUUCUACAGAGCUGACCUGGGGCUUCGCUACGAAAUCGCAGCUGACGUUUGCUGCUGGGAAAUGAAAUACAAUGAACCAGUUCUCAAACUGGUCAAGCAGCAGCCGGGAAUCUGGGACAAACUCCUCAGAAACAAGAAUAUAUUUGUGAGUUAUGACAUGGAGCACUUUGAGGGUGAGGAAGAGGACGGAGUGCCAAAUGGUCAGUGGUUUGUGGAGAACACGGGUGAAGAUGACUGGUACAGGAACUCGGAGAGCAGCAGUGAGAGCGACGACUUUAUAUAACAUCCUCCAACCAUCGUCAUCCUCGGGGUCGUGGUUUCUGUUCUGUGACCUUUGACCUCAGUAAUGUUUGAGGCUUCUGCCUUUUCAAUGGGAGCAAAUUAACUUCAGCACAGAGUAGGGGUUCCAGAUUUACUUCCACGAGAGUCCAGCUGCAGCGUUUCUCGCCGUCAUGUCAGUGACAGGAAAAAAAAUUCAGAUUCUGUUUUCACUUUGAUUUUUUCCCCCGUUGUUCUGAAACAGUCGUAGUGUGUGUGUGUGUGUGUGUGUGUGUGUGUGUGUGUGUGUGUGUGUGUGUGUGUGUGUGUGUCACAGGGAAUAUUGUCAGGUAAAUGUAAUGACUUGAGCCAAAACUGCAUUUAGAUUUUUCUUUAUUUCAAAUUCUCGUCUGUAAUUGGUCGCUUCGCCUCCAUAGGAGCUUUUUAUUGUGCAGCAGCAACAACAGCAAAGUCUUAAAUAUAAAGUUUACAAUAAGAAGUGUACAUGUAUAAACUGACGGUGAGAAUUUAAACUAGUCUAAGAUUUAGAGAUUUGAGAGGGAGUUGUUUUAAGUUUGAAAUGAAAAUGUUCCUUUUUAAGCUUAAUUUUACAGAUGAUUAAAAAUAUUCAGUGUGAGCUGACGGUGCCGGCUGAGAUUCGUGCCCCAUGCUUGUUCCAUUUCAGAUUCAGGUCGUGAGAUUCUUGUUCUCAUUUGUCGUGUUAAAGGGAGUCUUUACUGCUGUUAUUUAGUGCGGGUUGGUUUCAUAGUGUUCAGCCUGGGCUUGUUCUUCUCCUUAAAACUCUCUCUUUGAGGAGAAGAACACAGACGAGCAGCUGGAAGAUGAAACUGUUUAACUUUUGCCAUCGCAGUCGAUUUGAAUCAAACACUGGAUGUGACUGAAGGGCCAACUUAGAGCUUUAAUUCAGGUUUUCACACCAGUUCUGUUACUGUUUAUGAAUUACACCCAUUUUCCCCACAGUGGCCCACUCUGUAGAUGAUGAUGAUGAUGAUGAUGAUUCAUCUGUAAACUGUUUGCAUUUCCAUUUGUGAAGGCGUGGCGUGAUUGUUGACCUUCACAGUUAUACCUCUGCCUCCUCGUCGUGUUCUCGGUUUGUUAGAUCUCGUGAAGCAUGGAAAUACCUCUCUGAUCAUCCACUGUAUUUGUCUCGCAGACACUUUGGUGCUGCUGACGUGCUCGGCGCUUUCCUUCUUUUUAAAGAAAGAUCCAGAUUGUUUAUUUGGCCAGUCCUAAAGGUUUAUUUUUCUUUCUUUCUUUUAGCCUCGCUCGCUUCCUUGAUGGAAUAGUUCUGUGUAUUUCAUCUGCUCAUGUUGUCAUGGAAGGAGCUGUCUCAUGGUGGUUGACUGUGUGUGUAAAUGGCUGUAAUUCCUAAUCAGUUAAUGCAAUACUUGAGUCACACUGAAAAGGAGGAGCUGGGACGGAGGCGGGUUGCAA